Messenger RNA from Anolis sagrei ordinatus, 8138 nucleotides. RefSeq names its product SR-related CTD associated factor 11 (gene SCAF11). Gene Ontology annotation, biological process: spliceosomal complex assembly. The record is from RefSeq and is a predicted model, not a curated record. Gene Ontology annotation, molecular function: RNA binding. Lineage: Eukaryota; Metazoa; Chordata; Lepidosauria; Squamata; Anolidae.
CCGCCCGGCCCCGUCUCGUUGGCGGCGAGGCCAAGGCGGUCACGUCUUUCCUGCCUUAGCGCGAGGCGAUUGGGCAGCAGCGGCGCCGCGCGGCCUUCUGUGGCAGCAGGAGGAGUAGGAGGGGGGAAGGGGGCGUGGCCUUGCCCUCACCGACUACCGUUGCCGUGAAGGGACAUGUGACCGCGGGCGGGCGCGCGCUCGGGCUCAGGAGGAGAGCGGCCUGCUGCUGACUUUCCGGCCUUCGAAGCCUGCGGAGCCAGGCCUCCCUGACGAAGGAAGGCGGUUGAGUUUCUUAAGCAAAAAUGAAGAAUAAAAACCAGUGUCUGCAGAAUGGUGAAGAUGAGAAACAUGAAGGCAACGAAGGUAAAGAGAAUGAAGAGGAUUGUUCCUGUUCUUCAAGCACUUUACCUGAUGAAGGUGACAGGUGCCCCAUCUGUCUAAAUUGUCUGACAGAGCAGGAAGUUGGUUUUCCAGAAAAUUGCAGUCACAUUUUUUGUCUGGCCUGCAUCCUUAAAUGGGCAGAAACUAGGCCUUCAUGUCCUGUUGACCGCAAACAGUUCCAAGCUGUAUAUAAACUAAAUGCUUUGAAAGACUGUAUAAAGGUUCAGAUAAAGCAGCAAGUAAGCAAAAAAGAUGACCUACUUUGCUGUAAAGAGGGCAAGUAUUGCCCAAUGAAAAACUGCACCAGAAAACAAGAAAAUGCAGAGAAAAGUACUUUAUCAGUAGUCUCCGGUAAAGCCUUGAACCAAAAACACAAUUCUUCUAAUGAGGGAGAAGCUAAGCAUUCUGUGAAGAAAAAUAAGCCCAGAAGACAGACUUGCUUAAACAGAUUAAUCAGAGGUAGCUUCCAUGAUAGAUUUUCUUCUAAUAGUAGUUUCCCUGGAGAAUCUCCUAACUAUGAACAUGAACGUAUAGAGAUCAGCAAAAUUGAUACAGUUAUUGGGCACAAGAGAAGAGAACUGGACCUGUCAUGUUCCGUGCUAGCUAGACUGGCAAGAAUUCCUUCCUUAUGCUGUGAUGGAGAAAUGGUAGCCUGUCUUCUGGUUUCCACUGUCAUUGUGGGAACUGGCUUUUCAAUAAGUACCACGCCUCUGGAAAACUUUGGAUCAUCAGAAAGAGGCCAUGUUGUUACAUAUGUCCAGGAAGGAGAGGAGAAAAAACAAACUUCUGGCACAGCUGGCACAAGAGGCUCAAGGAGGAAAGUUGCAGAUACUACUCCUAGACGAAGAUCUGCUCGAAAUGUUAAAACGGAAACUUUGAAUCCGCCUCAGAGUCCACCAAAAUCAAGCAAUUCUGGAUGCGAAGCCAGUGGUGAUGGUGACUCCUUUGUGAAUGCUUCUGGUGAAGAGUCUGAGAAAUUACCUCCAAAACGGAAGGCUAAAAGGGGAGUUAAACAGCAGGAACCUGUAGUGAAAAAGAAACUCAGAAGCUCUAGACGCUAUGGGAAAACAUCUAGUGAUGAAGUAGAAGUUGAAGAAUCUGAUGAGACAAAGAGAACUCUGCUACUAGAUAAAGAUAGUUUACUGGAGAGUGCAAAUAGCACCUCUGACUUAAGUCAGAAAAGUGAUGCAGAAACCCAGUCUGCUAAUGGCUUAGAAAACUCCAAAGACUGUGUAGAAUAUAAAGAAGAGCCCCCAAAAGACCCUGAUGAAGGACGGGAUGCCUUAGAUAUCAUAGACACUGAUUCAUGUUCUCAAGAUCCUCCUUUACUCACUUUAGAGGGGGAAAUUUCUUCCUAUUCACAAGAUCCUCCUAUACUUACCUUAGAGGGAGACAGUGAAAACUGUAAAACAAAAGAUGACACUGUAUACGAAGAUAUUUCAUGCUGUGCGAGUACUGUUGAUCAUGUAGACCAGCCUUUACCAAAUGUUUCUAGUGACGAAUUAUGUGGUGACACUGUAACACUUACUCAUCAGUCCAGCGAAUUAGAGAGUCCUAAAAAUGAAUUGCCUAUGCAUGAACUGGAACCUGCAGUGCUGACAGGUUCCUGUUCACCCACUUCGGAUAGUCCAGGGGAUGAUUCGUUAGAAAAAUCAGUUUGUGUUCCAGUAGAAGGUGAUAUAUCCACUGCUCCUGGAAAUGAUGUUCUAGGGGUAGCAGAAUCUAUGGCAAUAACAGACAAAUCAUUGUCUGACACUGGAAACAAAUCCCCAGAGGAACAGGGUUCCAUAGAGGUAUCUGAUGAAUCACUUACUUGUUUUAGAAAUGAAUUGUUGAGGGAAACGGAACCUUUAGCAACAGAAAUGUUGGAGAGACCUGGGAGUGAAAGCCCAGAGAGGCCACUGUCUUCCCAUUCUGAAAAUACAUUGUCAGAAGGAAAUGAAUUUGAGAUGGCAGUUGAGGAACCAUUAGAUAGCUCUACAAGUAAAUUAAAAGAACCUCCAAUGUCAGUAGAAAAUGAAGAUGCUAAAGCUGGAGAAGAAGAAGAAGAAGCAUCAGUAAAUCGAGAUUUAGACCAUGAAAAUCUACAGGGAACUGAUAUAUUAUUAAAUAUUUCUGUAGAGGAACAACAUGAGCAAUCUGUAGAAAAUAUUAAUGAAGAAUCUAGACCUGAUUCAUCACCCAGUGUGUGUACUGAAGAAAUGAAACAUUUUAGUGAAGACAACACUGAGAUAGUAGCUAUGGAAUGUGACUCAUUUAGCAGUGACCAGAAUGACUCUCAGAUAGACCAGCCAUUGAUGUGUGAGAGUCUACAGCAAGAGGCAAGCUCCUUGAUUCAUGACACCGAACACUUGGCAUCAUUUUCAGUACUUUCAGGCAAGAAAGAAGAAACAGAAAUCUCCACAGAAAUUAAAAAAGAAAAAAAGCCUCGAAUUAGAAGGUCAAGAUUUCAUUCUCCAUCAACAACUUGGUCUCCCUCCAAAAGGGAGGGGAAAAGAUCUCAGUCUCCCUCUCCCACUAGAGAAAUAAUAUCUGAAAGCAGAAUGUCUCGAUCUCCCAAAAGAGGCAGUUGCAAAGAAGGGCAGCAGUCUCUAUUGCAAUCUCCAGUAGGAGAUAGUGUUCUAGAAGAGGUGGGUUUGCUGCCUGGUUCUCCAAAAAGAGAUUUGGCAGGUAGAGGAUCUCCAUCCACUUCUCCAAAAAGAGAUCUAGUAGAAGAAAAGAGGUCACCACCAAGCUCUCCAAAAAGAGAUGCUGUAAGAGAAGAGAGACGGUCUCCAUCUGGUUCUCCAAAAAGAGAUCCACGCAGAGAAGGAAGGAGGUCCUCUUGGAUGCAAGCAAAGGACUCUUCUCCAAGGCACAAAUGUAGAUCUCAAAGUAGGGAUAGAGAGAGUGAUAAAGAUGGGCUAAAAAAAGAUCAUGAAAGAGAGAGGAGUAGAAGGAGAUGGUCACAGUCACGUUCCCGAUCCCGGUCUCGAUCCCGAUCCCGGACAAGAAGCAAAGCUCCAUCAUUCCCUAGAAAUGAGAGGGACAGCUAUUCACCUCCCAGAUGGAAGGAACGGUGGGGAAAUGAUAACUGGAGAGGUCCCAGAGGAAAUGAUAGAUAUAAAAGAAAUGAACAAGAGAAGCACGCUGAGAGUAUGAAAAGAGAGAGGGACAACAUUAACAAAGAUGCUGACAAGCAGAGUUCUUCUGAACAGUAUAGAAAAGAUUAUCCGGAUUGGAUUAUGGAAAAGAUAAAUUCAGUUCCAGAAACAAGGAACAGAGAAACAUUUAAAAAUGAACCAUGGGAAGAAAACAGACAUAAUAAUUCAGGACCUCCAUGGAAUAGAAAUUUUGGAUCAGGUUGGAAUUCAAACCGUGGCAGAGGUGCCCGUGGUAGGGGUGGUCGUGGUAGGGGUGGCUUUACGUAUGGAGAACAGACUGAGAAUCGCUGGCAAACAAGGAAGCCCCACUCAGGGAAUGCCGAUAAUUCUGGAAAUGAAAGUUCAAGAUUCUCAGAGCACCAGUCAUACAAGCGCAAACCAGAACAAGAUUACUCCUUUGAUACACCUGUCGAUAGGUCUGGGUGGACAUCUGCAUCAAGCUGGGCUGUGAGAAAGACUUUACCAGCUGAUGUACAGAAUUAUUAUUCCAAAAGAGGAAGGAAUCCUUCAAGCCCACAGUCGUCAUGGACAAAACAAGAAGAAGUAACUUCUGAACAAGAUCCAAAUUUCAAAGACCAGGGCAACCAACAAAAUGAUAAUUCUCAACUUCCAAUAAAUGUGCUGCAACCUCAGAUGAAUGUAAUGACACCAGUGAAUACGCAACAUCAACCAAUGAAUCUCUUCCCGUAUCCAAUGGCUGUUCCUGCUCCUAUUAUGAACAUUCAGCACAAUCCGUUUAGUCUUCCUCCACCGGUCCCCAUGCAUCUUCAUUCAGGAGUGCCUCUCGUCCAAGUAGCAGCUUCAGCCAGUGUCUCUCAGGGACCGCCGCCACCUCCUCCACCACCACCACCGUCCCAGCAGAUUAACUAUGUUACUUCCCAGCCAGAUGUAAAGCAGUUACAGGCUAUUCCUAGUACUUCCCACGUUGCCAACAACAUGAGUACGCCACUCUUGCCUGCCCCAGCAGCAACUCUGGGAAGUGUGGAAACAGUGCAGGGACCAAGUUCUGGUAAUGCCACAUCGUCAAGUAACACCAAAACUUCUAAUGCUGCUAUAAAAUUGGCCGAAAGCAAAGUAAGUGUAACAGUGGAAGCCAGCGCAGAUAGCUCGAAGAAAGACCAGAAGUUACUAAUUCAGGAAAAAGCUGCGCAGGAAGUGAAAAUGGCUAUUAAGCCUUUCUAUCAAAAUAAAGACAUUACUAAAGAAGAAUAUAAAGAAAUUGUAAGAAAAGCAGUAGAUAAAGUUUGUCAUAGCAAGAGUGGGGAAGUGAAUUCUGCAAAAGUGGCAAAUUUGGUAAAAGCUUAUGUGGACAAAUACAAACACUCACGGAAGAAAAAUCCAGACGAGGCUGUUUCUAUGGAAAGGAAAUGAGCGUAGCCUGAACAAUGCCAUCGAGAUGUCUGCAAAGUGCAAUUUUGUCAUGGACUUUAACCGAAAAAUAGUGGUUGAAAUCUGAUUUUGAUAAAAUUAUUUUUCAAUAUAGUAUAUAAUGUUUUGUUAUAAAUAAAAUAUAGAUUAAUGCAACGUCUUGAUCCUUUUGCAAAAGGAUAUGUAAAGAGAAACUAAAAGGAAUAAAGGAGAGUGCCCCUCUUAUCAGUAAUAUGCAGUUGUGUUGAAUGCCACAUGUACAGCAUUUUGAUUCAAACUGUAGUGUAUAGACACAAAUGUUUGUCAGAAUACAGUGAUUUGGACAGAGAUAAUGUACAGUAUAUGUAAAUCAGUCAGGGAAAAAAAUCAUGGCAGAUUUUUCUUUGGUCCUGUUGGCUCUCCUCUCCUCCCCUUCUCCUUUUCCUGUACUAGCAAAAUUAGGUGUUUUCCUUUCAGUGUAGAGGCUCAACGUGUGUUUUGAACACACACUGUGCCCGAACAAAAGAACAACAUCAUUCUGCAAACAUAAAAUUUGUUACUUGGAAUCGUAAGCAUAGUUUUUCUAUUGGAAAAACCAAAUAAAGGCUAUGCUGCUGCUGUUUUUUGUGGCUUUUGAGUUCUUGUUUUGACUUCUGAAACUCAGUUUAGUUCAAAAAAGCAUGGUGCAGGCAACCAAAAUUAGUGUAUUACUCUCUCAACCUUUGGAGUAAUCCUGUGAGUCUGAAAACUGUCCUUGGUUUUUUUCUGUUGGGGCAUUAACUCCCCGACCUCUGUCUGGUGUUGUUUAAAUACAGUAUGCUUUGUUUUUUAUCUUGUGACAAUUAAGCAAAUUUCUCCCCUCAAUAUAAAGGAGAGAGUGUCAGCAAUAGCUAUUGUAAUAUUUACCUGUAAUGUAGCAUUCUAAGUUUUGGUCCGGUGUAAGCAGCUGUCCGUAUUAGGCAUGUAAAAGCAGGAUUUUCCGUAACACAAUGAAGGCAGCAUAAUAAAUUGCUGAGCUCUCAUUUCAUUAUGACAGAAAAUUAGAAUAAUGCAUGAGGCCAUGUCUUAUCCAAAAUCUUAUUAUUGGGUUAAUUGGAAGUAUUACACAGUGAAUAAACAGUGGCACUAGGGUUGGUUGCUUCAUAGCAAGGCAUUAAGUAUACUGGAGUUUUACUUGCAAUGUCUCGGUUGGACUUGUACUGAUUUUACCAGACCGUGAAGCUCCUUUUAGAGUAAAGAAAGAAAGGGGCCUUGGUUUAUUUUCCUUUGAAACAAAGUGCUAUUAUAGUGCAAUUAAUCUCCUCAGUGUUUAAUUGCGGCAACUAGGGUGUGUGUCAUGCUUUUGUGCGCAGUUUAGCAAGAUGUGAAGCAGAUCAGACAAACAGUUCGGCCCUGCGUUCCUGGCGGCACUUCCUGGUGGCAGGAUCCACGAGGGCCCAAAGCCAAGGAUAAAUCAACAAAUACGGAAUACGCAAAUGACAAAAAUUGUUAAUUCACUUAAUUGUUUUGCAGGCAGUAAAUUGAUUGGCUGUGUUUUUGUGUGUAACUAAAGAUAAUAUUUAUCUUCCAGAGUCUUAGUGUGGAUGCUGAUUUUCUAUUCUUUUUUUUCUUUUUCUUUUACAAUCAGAUGUUUUAGACUUCUCUUUGGGAGAGUUUGUGUUAGACUAGUGGAUAUUCGAAUGAUCUCUCAACCCAUUUUGGCACUUCUUAAAAAGAAACUAGAAAAUUACAUUUGCCAAUUUUGUUGAAUUGCACCAUAUGUAUUUAUAUUGAGUACAUUCUCUCCACUAUUGAAGUCCAGUUUGUAGUGGAGGAGAGAGCUCUUUGCUAUAUAAGGUUUUUUUGGGGGGGGGGGCGUUUUGGUGCAGAUGUACCUUUUGACGAUCUUUACAGAAUUCAGGAUGUGUCCAAUGCAAGGCCUGCAGCCCGAAUCCAGUCCACUGUGUCAUUUUAUGUGGCCCGAAAGGCUUUCAAUGCCAGGGCAACAUAGUUACAUUUAUAGUCUUUUGAAAACAACCAUAAGACUGAUGUGGCCCUCGGUCAAAAUGAGUGCUAACCCAUCUCCUUUUUUCCACCUCUGUCCGAUCUCACACAUGUUUUUCACUGCAAAUAAUGGCCAUGUCUGUAUCCCAAAUACACAUCAUGGAUAAUGUACGUCUGCACCAAGUUGUAACAAUUUGUGCUGAAAAUGAAAAGUAGGGUACUCAGAUAGGAGAGGAUGCUUUCUGCACUGAACCAUAGAUGAGUCUUCAUCAUAGUGCUUCCCUGAGUAAUCCUAUGGCAUGAAGGAUUUACAUCUUCCUUCUGUGUUUUUAGAAAAUGUGUUGCAAUGCUCCUUAAGUCUAGAAGUGAAUUUUAUAGUUAAUCUUCAUUGUCUUCCCAGUGCUAAUGAAAGCUUGGUUUUCAUGACUACUUCAGACUCAAUGUACGGUGCAGUGGUUCUCAACCUGUAGGUCCCCAGAUGUUUUGGCCUUCAACUCCCAGAAAUCCUAACAGCUGGUAAACUGGCUGAGGUUUCUGGAAGUUGUAGACCAAAACACCUGGAGACCUGCAGGUUAAGAACCACUGGUAUAGCACCCUUAAAACAGUGAGUUUUUGAAGUACAUUACCUCGGCAUCCUGAUCACACCAGGUUCACUCAGGUCCUGUUGGUAGGCACUGGACGUACGGGUCUGUGCUGUUUGGUUUUAGGGUGAAAACAUUGUGGGAUUAGAAAUUGCGAGCUUAACCCUGAUUAAAAUGUUGUGAGACUUGAGGUUGGUUGCUUAUUGGUGAACCUCUAGUAGAAUGGCAGUCUUCCUUGCUGAGCACACUUUUGAAAAGUAUGCACAGCCUGUCUUUCUGGAAAAAAAAUCAAGGCUUCCUUUUUAGACAAGAGAUGUUGCGUUCUGUAUUCCUGUGGCAAUUCAUUUAAAACUGGGUGAUCUCGUGGUGUCGUCAUUUCCCAACAGUUUCAGUAAUGCAGAAGUAAACCCACCUGAUCUAAUUCUCUGUGAGAAAAUGUCAUUAAUUGAGGAGAUCUAUCAAUUGUAUUUGGGGGUGAAAUGUUGGUGCACUGAGCACUCUUUCCAGUCUUUCAGUGUGCAUGUGGCUUAAUAUGUCAUAAUUUUAAAAAUACAAAAAAAAAUAUAAUAAUCAGGAGAACAGUGGCUAAUCUAACUCCAGGCUGUAGUGUCUGUAGCGUAAGGCUGGAAUAAAGUCUACUGAAACAAUAUUCUAAAGAGUUUUAUGUAGUUCAGAAUAUUUUCUAAUAAAUUUUUUUGACUAA